This is a messenger RNA of Saimiri boliviensis boliviensis (Bolivian squirrel monkey), 3076 nucleotides long. The record is from RefSeq and is a predicted model, not a curated record. NCBI's taxonomy places the organism in Eukaryota, Metazoa, Chordata, Mammalia, Primates, Cebidae.
GAGGUGCGCGCUGCGCGUGGGAUCAGCCUGGCGCGGGCCGGUGGCUCCCGGGAGUGAGUUCCCUCCUCGCCCCCGCCCCCUCGCCGCGCGGGGCCAGCCCGGCCGCUCCUCCCCUGGGUGGGUCCCGGCUCCUUUUCUGGCAGGGUCUAUUUGCAUAGAGGAAACUGCCCAAAGUGGCCGCUGCGGAGGAGGUGGCGGCGGGGAAGGGGGCGUGCGCUGCAAUACGCGGCUACCCGCAGGCGAAGCCCCGCGCCCGGCGGACCUCGCGCCUCGGGCUGUCUCGCCUGUUCCUCGCGCGCUCAGCCGCAGCCCCAGCUCGGCAUCGUCCCUUCGGGGAGCCCACGCGCGACGAACGCGCCAUGGGCCCAGGCGAGAGCGCCGGUGGCGGCGGCGACGCGGGGAAGGGCAACGCGGCGGGCGGCGGCGGCGGCGGCGGCGGCGGCGGCGGGGGCCGCCCGGCGACGACGGCCGGGUCGCGGGCGGUGAGCGCGCUGUGCCUGCUGCUCUCCAUGGGCUCGGCGGCCGCCUGCCUGCUGCUGGGCGUCCAGGCGGCCGCGCUGCAGGGCCGGGUGGCGGCGCUCGAGGAGGAGCGGGAGCUUCUGCGGCGCGCGGGGCCGCCCGACCCUGGGGCCGCCCGGGCCGAGCCGCACCUGGAGCGUCUGCUGCGAGAGAAGUUGGACGGACUGGUGAGGCUCCGAACUGCUCGAGAAGCCCCAUCUGAAUGUGUCUGCCCCCCAGGGCCCCCUGGACGGCGUGGCAAGCCUGGGAGAAGAGGCGACCCUGGUUUUCCAGGGCAAUCAGGACGAGAUGGCUACCCGGGACCCCUGGGUCUGGAUGGCAAGCCCGGACUUCCCGGCCCGAAAGGGGAAAAGGGUGCACCAGGAGACUUCGGCCCCCGGGGAGACCGAGGACAAGAUGGAGCUGCUGGGCCCCCAGGGCCCCCCGGACCUCCUGGGGCCCGGGGCCCUCCUGGUGACACUGGGAAAGAUGGCCCCAGGGGAGCACAAGGCCCAGCGGGCCCCAAAGGAGAGCCGGGACAAGAUGGCGAGAUGGGCCAGAAGGGAUCCCCAGGGCCCAAGGGUGAGCCUGGAGCACCUGGAAAGAAGGGUGAUGACGGGACACCAAGCCAGCCUGGACCACGAGGACUCCCCGGACCACCAGGGCCCAAGGGUGAGCCAGGGAGCAUGGGGCCUCAGGGAGAGAAUGGCGUGGACGGUGCCCCAGGACCAAAGGGGGAGCCUGGCCACCGAGGUGCGGACGGAGCUGCAGGGCCCCGGGGCGCCCCAGGCCUCAAGGGAGAGCAGGGAGACACAGUGGUGAUCGACUAUGAUGGCAGAAUCUUGGAUGCCCUCAAGGGGCCUCCCGGGCCACAGGGGCCCCCAGGGCCACCAGGGAUCCCUGGAGCCAAGGGCGAGCUUGGAUUGCCUGGUGCCCCAGGAAUCGAUGGAGAGAAGGGUCCCAAAGGACAGAAAGGAGACCCAGGAGAGCCAGGGCCAACUGGACUCAAAGGGAAAGCAGGCGAGAUGGGCUUGUCUGGCCUCCCGGGUGCCGACGGCCUCAAGGGGGAGAAAGGGGAGUCAGCGUCUGACAGCCUACAGGAGAGCCUGGCGCAGCUCAUAGUGGAGCCGGGGCCCCCUGGCCCCCCUGGCCCCCCAGGCCCCAUGGGUCUCCAGGGAAUCCAGGGUCCCAAGGGCUCGGAUGGAGCAAAGGGAGAGAAGGGCGCGUCGGGUGAGAGAGGCCCCAGCGGCCUGCCUGGGCCAGUCGGCCCACCGGGCCUUAUUGGGCUGCCAGGAACCAAAGGAGAGAAGGGCAGACCCGGGGAGCCAGGACUAGAUGGUUUCCCUGGACCUCGAGGAGAGAAAGGUGAUCGGAGUGAACGUGGAGAGAAGGGAGAGCGAGGAGUCCCCGGCCGGAAAGGAGUGAAGGGCCAGAAAGGCGAGCCGGGACCGCCAGGCUUGGACCAGCCGUGUCCUGUGGGCCCGGACGGGCUGCCUGUGCCUGGCUGCUGGCAUAAGUGACCCUCAGGCCCAGCUCACACCUGUACAGAUCCGUGUGGACAUUUUUAAUUUUUGUAAAAACAAAACAGUAAUAUAUUGAUCUUUUCUCGUGGAACGCACUACCUGUGGCAUGUUAACAUUAGAGACUAUGCUCCGCCAGCCCCGGAGCCUUCGGCCUGUGAAGUUGCAGGGAAGUGGACAGUGCAGACCAGGGAGAUGUGUACCUGAGGGGCUCCCGCGGGCCUGGGCGUUCCCGGGAAGGAGAUAAAGGCAGAAGCACCUGGCCAGGGCGAGGCUGGAAAGAUGCUAGGCUGGGCCUUCACGGAGAGACUCUCAGCUGUGGUACUGCCCUGCAAGAACCUGCCCCCCAAAACCCUGGAUUCCCCAGGACACCCCCUAUCCAAGAAGGCCCAGGGCUGGGAUCACGGCUGCUGCUGCUGCCACCAGCCUUACCAGUGUCCAAACUCAGCCACAACCAGCUGCCUCUACAGUUGGACAAGACUUGGCCCCUGGACAAGACUCACCUGGAACUUGCAGCUGAACCCACAGAGCAGUGAGUGGAAAUCCCCCAAGAGGGUCUAGCUGCCACCACAUUUGGUAGGCUCCAGGAGGCCGGCCUGCCGUGAGAAUACAUGUCCUCUGGCCAGAAGUAGUGGCCAAGCUCUGUGAUAGCUGUGAUGUGGACCCGGCUCCAGGGAGCUAGCUGAGUGCCGGGGAUGGAGGGGCCCAGGCGGGACUGAUUGCUACUUCCUGUCUCUGUUUUCAUAUCACCCAGAGAGGGACAAGAUGGGACAUGGCAGUCCUCCCACUCAGAGUCUGAGUCUCACUGAUCCCCAGUCUCCUACCCAGAACUGUGGCCAAAAAUGACUCUACGUGGGCUGUGCAGGCAAAGCAAACCUCAGGGCUGGUUUCCAGCUGGCCUGAGCAGGGGGCCUGCCACCAGACCCACCCACGCUCUGACAAGAAGCUUUUUCCCUUCCAGCAAGUGUUCCCAGCAACCAGCUCCAUCCUGGCUGCUCGCCUUCCAUUUCCAUGUAGAUGGAGAUCACUGUGUGUAAUAAACCACAAGUGUGUGUCUG